AUGCUUCUUCAGAGAGUUAUCGAUAACAUCCGGAAGAAGGAAGGGGAAUUCGAAGUAGUGGAAAAGAUCGUCCAAGUGUCUAUGAACAGGCAUCACUAUCAGCCGCAAGCUACUCUUGUGAUUGGAAGUUGCAGAUGGAGAAACGAGCGUGUGGAUGAUUUUGUUGAUUCUCUCACUAGCUUUGGUUCUAGAAGUGUUGUCCUGAAACUGAAACCAGGAAAGCAGUUAUUUAAUCUCUGGAUCAAAUCUGAAAUGUCAUACGUGACACAGAUUCUCUCUGAUGGUGCCCUGUGUGUUGGAACACUGGAAGAAAUAUAUCCUCUCAUGGCAGAAGAAUCACGUUCACUAGAAAAAAUGGCGAAAGCUGUGACUAAAUGUUUCGAAACGAUGGUGAAAUCAUUUGGAAAACCUGAAUUUCAAGCAAGAUUGAGGGAAUACUAUUCCUCCUACAAACCUCAGAGCGAUUUGGAUAAAUACGAGCUGAAGAUGAUUCACGAAGCAUUCUAUGACGAGCUCAAGAAAUUGGUAACCAUCAAUAUGGGGGAAGAUGAAUUGGAAGCUCUGAAAAUUGGUUUCAGGGAAGUGCAGUUUCCUACAAGAGAGCAGACAGGCGAGUUGACGGAAUUUUGCUACCCCAUUCAUCAAGAAGACAUGAAGUACGUUAAGAUAAUGGAGAAGGCUGCUUUAACAAUACAAUCAUUCUUCAGAAGUUGGUAUGUAAGAGCGCUCUUGAAGCGACAUAAAACUUCCAACAAACAUUACAAGAAAACUGGUGAAUGCUUGCAAAGGAUUUAUUAUACCCUCUUUUCUGAAAAAGGUGGUUUAAACUUAGGUACUACGUUGCUGAGAAAUUUCCUCAAUAACGAAAAUAUAUAUGACUUCCGAAAAAAAUAUCAAUGCUACGAAGAUAAUCGCAAUACUAUAGCACUCUAUCCGAUUCCGAACGUUGCAAGAAGUGCUCAAAAAGGAUGGAUCGUUUUACGUAGGCAAGUUUUCUUUGUGAACUCGUAUAUGCCAUUGUUGAUCAGAAUCAAGCUCUUUUGUGAUUUGAGCAACUACAUAGUCAGAGCUUUCAAUAAUGAUACCGGAUAUGAAGUUAAAAUUUUCACCAACAAUGUUGUAGUAGCUGAGUACCCCCACAACUGCAAUGGAUAUACUAUCCUUUGCUAUGGUUGGACCACAACGUUAGAUUCAGUAGUAUUCAAGCUGGCUUUAGCCACAAACAGGGUAUCCAUUGCAGAUUCAGUGUCAUUUCCCAGUGUUCUCACGAAAACCGAAAUUCUUAAAGGGCAUUAUAUCCCAAACACGAAAGGACGUAUUUGUAAAUAUCGGAUUAUGGUGAGAUCUGAGUUUGUUUUAUUGACAAUUCACUUCACAACGGAUUACCCGGAAGCGAAAGUCUUGCUGAGGCUUCAACAUCGAAAGGGAACGGUGGUCCAAGAAAUUUCCGGAAUAGGAGGUUGCUUAGUACCAUCAGUUAUGUUGGAAAAUCUGGUGGAAGGUACUUACAGAAAAAUGGGAUACACUGAGUCUAUGAAGUCCAUGGACAAGAAAAUCUCUAGAUCCAAGUUCGCCAAAGUUACACAUCGAGCCAGAAAAACUAGCGUCGCCGGUAAAAAUGGAAUGGAAACUAUUAUACCAGACAUAUACUACAUUGAAGCCUUCGUAGUUGAAGAUUCCUGGCCAUUGUCUGCCAAUGAGUGGCAAGUUGUUGAAAAACUAAAAAAAGAUUUGCUUCUAGGUGAUCCAUUGGGUGGAGAAGGGCAUCAUAAACGAAAUGAUAGCAAAAGUCCUACCUGGGCCAUGGAGAUGAUUUUUAACGCAGGCGAUUCUGUGGCGUUUUUGAAAGACGAUAGACAAGAAUUAGAUGUGAAAAUGAAGAAAAUGAGUUGGUACGAGAAGGAUAGUUCGAGGUAUCAGAGAUCGCAGGAUCUUAGGAAUAAUUUCUUGGAAGAAAAUAAGGUUCCCAAUCCUGAUUUCUGUGAAAGUUUGACAGAAAGGAGUUUGAAUCCAAAUAUUUUCCAAUCAGAAAUUAUUGAACCGUACGAUAUAACCAAAUAUUUGUUAGUACCUGUUGAUAGUAUAGGGAGGUUUGAAAGGAAAUUGAAGACUGCCGAAGAUCUGGAAAAGGAUUCAACCAAUGAGUUUAAUCGUAUGGUAGAAUUCACAGAUCGUCAAACGAAAUAUUUAGCUGAAUUGGAACAACUCUGUGAAAAACAAGUUGAGAACUUCAAUACAGUGCAAAACUGGUACAAUGGUAGUAUUCCAAAAUAUCAUUUCAUAUUACAAUUUUUGCCAGUGAUCUUGCAUGAACUUAUAAAAUAGAUGAAAUUUU
Leptinotarsa decemlineata (Colorado potato beetle) is the source of this 2335-nucleotide messenger RNA. RefSeq names its product androglobin-like. Lineage: Eukaryota; Metazoa; Arthropoda; Insecta; Coleoptera; Chrysomelidae. The record is from RefSeq and is a predicted model, not a curated record. Gene Ontology annotation, molecular function: calcium-dependent cysteine-type endopeptidase activity. Gene Ontology annotation, biological process: proteolysis.